CAAAUUGUUAUUAUUAUCCCUAACAUCUAAAUACAAACACGUUGUAUCUCAGCCCUAACCUCAAGAUAGACAUUUUCUCAAUACGACUCUGUCUUGCUCUCUUUUUCUAGGUUCCACGUUCACUCUGAAUCUGAGGUAUGGCGAAUUGUUGGAGGAACUCAUUGUUAGCUCCUCUCUCUUUCUUCUUCUUCUACUUCUUGGUAUCGUCGACCACCUUCGCCAGUUCCGAUGGCCCCUUCAUCAUCGCCCACAAGAAGGCAGCCUCUACUAAGCUGAAAUCCGGCACUGAACGGGUCUCCGUCACUAUUGAUAUCUAUAAUCAGGGAUCUGCGACUGCUUAUGAUUUGAGUCUUAAUGAUGGUAGCUGGCCCAAAGAUGCAUUUGACAUUAUUGAUGGUAACACUUCUAUGUCAUGGGAACGUCUUGAUGUAGGUGGUUCCCUAUCACAUUCUUUUGAGUUGGAGGCCAAAUCUAAAAAACUUUUUUAUGGUGCUCCAACAAUCAUAACAUUUCGCAUCCCCACUAGGGCUGCUCUGCAGGAGGCGUACUCUACCCCAAUAAUGCCUCUUGACUUGCUAGCAGAGAGCCCCCCUGAAAAGAAAUUUGACUUGGUAAGUAGAGUUUUGGCAAAAUAUGGGUCGUUGGCUUCUGUGAUCUCCAUUGUAGUUGUGUUUGUAUACCUCGUGGCAACACCAUCAAAAUCCAGCGCUGCAAAGAAGAAACGCUAAAUAAUAUAUUGAAUGAUUGGUCCGAUGGAAAGUCACUCAACACUCAGAAAUUGCGUUUCCUGAAUGGAUUGAAUAUUCUGUUUUAUUGUCUUUUGAGUUAGAUAGCGAGUCCGUAUUUUUCAUCCGUUAAAAGUUGUACUUUCUACCUAUUGCAGAACAAUUGAAGUUGCAAGACUUUGUUUGCAUCAUACAUUCAUAGCAACCCACUCCUAAUAAUACACAACCUUCCGAAAAUUAC
Molecule: messenger RNA, 966 nt
Organism: Cuscuta epithymum
Lineage: Eukaryota; Viridiplantae; Streptophyta; Magnoliopsida; Solanales; Convolvulaceae
Source: the annotation of a GenBank genome assembly